This is a messenger RNA of Orycteropus afer afer, 1320 nucleotides long. RefSeq names its product tRNA methyltransferase 12 homolog (gene TYW2). Gene Ontology annotation, biological process: tRNA methylation. Lineage: Eukaryota; Metazoa; Chordata; Mammalia; Tubulidentata; Orycteropodidae. The record is from RefSeq and is a predicted model, not a curated record. Gene Ontology annotation, molecular function: tRNA methyltransferase activity. Gene Ontology annotation, cellular component: cytoplasm.
AUGGAGCCAGACAGUGAAAAGCCCGGGGCUGUUGUCGCAGUUGUGACUGAACUUCGGUUUACCCAGCGAUACAAGGACUAUCUCGAGAAGCAGCAACUCCUGGACAGACGGUAUCGUGUGGAAAAGAUGCCGGAUGGCACCGUGGCGCUCCCUGUGCGGGGAGAGACCCCCCUGGAGCAGCACCUGUGGGCGCUGAAGAACCACGUGGCCCCAGGCAGCCCCUGUAAGCUCAUGCAGCUCCUGCGUCCUGCACCUUCAAAGAAGGCCCAGUGUUGCUCACCAGCCCAAAGGCUGUGUCUUGAGGUGAGCCGUUGGUUAGAGGGUCGGGGAGUCCAGUGGUCAGCGGAGCUGGAGGCUGAUUUGCCUCGAUCUUGGCAACGCCACGGUAACCUCUUGUUACUGAGCGAGGACUGCUUCCAAGCCAAGCAAUGGAAAAAUCUAGAGCCAGAACUCUGGGAGAUUGUUGCUUCGGCGCUUGGCGCCCAGCGUUUAGCCAGAAGAGGGCGGGUAUCGCCGGAUGGCACCCGAACUCCAGCAGUGACUUUGCUGCUGGGCGCCCAUGGCUGGGUGGAGCAUGUGGAUAAUGGAAUCCGAUACAGGUUUGACGUGACCCGGUGCAUGUUCUCCUUCGGAAACAUCACCGAGAAGCUGCGAGUGGCAUCGCUGCCCUGCGCUGGGGAAGUGCUGGUGGAUCUCUAUGCAGGGAUUGGGUAUUUUGCACUGCCAUUUCUAGUGCAUGCUGGUGCUGCUUUCGUCCAUGCCUGUGAGUGGAACCCCCACGCUGUAGAAGCCCUGAGAGCAAACCUUGAAAUCAAUGGAGUGGCAGAUCGGUGCCAAAUACACUUUGGGGAUAACAGGAAGCUGAAGCUUUCCAACAUCGCAGACAGAGUGAAUCUGGGGUUGAUUCCUAGCUCUGAAGAAGGCUGGCUCGUUGCCUGCCGAGUGUUGCGACAGGAUGCUGGGGGCAUUCUGCAUAUCCACCAAAAUGUGGAAUCUUUCCCUGGGAAGAAUCUCCAGCCUUCUGGAAGCAGUGACAUGGAGGAGGAGCAGUGGCCUUAUCUUCAGCAAAUUAUCACCAACCAAGGGAAAAAUGGAACUGGUAGGGAUUCUAGGAGGAAGAUGUUGGCAGGUGCCACCAAGCCAGAGUGGCAAAGGUGGGCAGAAUCUGCAGAAACUCGCAUUGCUGCUCUUCUGCAGCAAAUCCACGGGAAGCCGUGGAAGACACAAAUACUGCACAUCCACCCAGUGAAAUCCUACGCGCCCCACGUGGAUCACAUAGUCCUGGAUCUGGAGUGCCGCCCCUGCCCUCUUAUUGGCUAG